Fonsecaea nubica is the source of this 573-nucleotide messenger RNA. RefSeq lists its product as hypothetical. The transcript is spliced from 3 exons. The record is from RefSeq and is a predicted model, not a curated record. Lineage: Eukaryota; Fungi; Ascomycota; Eurotiomycetes; Chaetothyriales; Herpotrichiellaceae. The coding region runs from base 1 to 573 and encodes 190 amino acids.
AUGGCUACUGAACAACCCUUCAGAUUUACAGCGGAUGACUUUGCUGAAGCGCUUGCUGACCUGGACGGAGAGAUUGGGAAGUCCAGAAACUUGGGAAAGAUUGUCCCUGUCAGGCUGCUCAGCGCAGGAGGCUUUGUUGCGGUCAGCCACCUGGGGAACCGUUCCGCUACCGAAGAUAUCGACUAUAUCAUCGAUCCAAAUAUCGAAAAUUUAGGAAAGAUCAAGGAGAAGCUCCAAAAAGCAAUCCGUACCGUUGCCGACAAGAGAAAAAUCAGCGAAGAAUGGAUCAACGCGCACAUGGAGGUCUUUGCGCAAGUGAUUCUCUGGCAUGGGAAGAAUUUGGUCAUCUACGCAGUUAAGUGGGAGUGGUCGCUCGCACGGAAAUUGAAACGAAUAGGAUCUGAACGAAGAGAGAUCGAUAUCAACGAUGCAGUUGCAAUACUGAAAAUAAUGAUGGACCAGAAAGGGGGUCCUCUGGAGCGGGAGAUGAUGAAGGGUUGGAAUACGAUCGUACACACCUCGAUCGAGGAUUCUGUGCUGGACAUAGUCGCUGCCGGUUUCUCAGCCAAGUAG